GCGUUUUUCCCCUCAGUUGCCGGGAGCCCAUCCUCAACGCAGCAUCCGCGAGUCCGUUCACUUCAGUUCCGAGUUGAAUGCCAUCGCGUCAACAUGAACUCCACGUACCCUGUCAUCUUGGCGUGUUGUUUGGUCGCCGUUGUCAGAGCCCUCCCCGCAUCCGAGUCCGACCUUGCCCCCGUCAUCGAGCAAGAUGGCACUGAAGAUGCCCCCAAGACGGCCGAUGCUUAUAGUACAUUGAGAAGAGCGUACAGACUCACAUUUCUACCCAUUCGAACAAUGCUUUACGGUUAUCUCCGCAGUUUUAUGCGUCGAUUUAGGAGGCGACGAAAUAAGCACAGAGGACGCAGUCUUGAUAUGAAUUUUGAGGACAAAGAGAAGUGUAACCUAAAUCAUCUGGGCAGAUGGGUGGAUAAAGAGAAUCCAUGCCGAUUUUAUGAGUGCGCAAUGAAUUUUACAGCUAUAGAGAAGUGUUUGUCAAGGCAAAACGCGGUUGAAGAUGAGAGUCAGAUUUACAGAAACACGAUUACUCAGCAUUCGAAUCAGAUAAAGCGAGAACUAGUCGAGUCCAAAAAAAGCAAAUCCAUUCAACACUCAACGUUCUUCCCGAUAAAUGACUGCGUUUCUUUGGUAAGACACCAGUGCAAGGACAAUUUCAUUUACAGCACACUGAAACAAUCCUGUGUACCCAUCAACACCGUUCCACAAGAGUGCAUGAAAUGAUUCAAAACGGAAAUAACCGAAGAUGCGACGGGUAAACAACCAAUCAAAAUCAACUUGAGUACUAAGUGAUGAUACUCUUUUGAAAACUCAGAGGCAAAAGAAGGAGGAAUUUUGGAAAAUAUUUUCAGAUGGAUUCAAAAAUAAUUUAUACAAAAGUUGUAAGAUAGACUGGGCUAAUUUUUCCUUAUUUAGGAGUUGCAACGAUCUCUUAAUUUAUUAUGUAGUUUUUAAUUACCUGAAUAAAACAAUGUUCUGUAAGUUGA
Messenger RNA from Bemisia tabaci, 986 nucleotides. RefSeq lists its product as uncharacterized. The record is from RefSeq and is a predicted model, not a curated record. Lineage: Eukaryota; Metazoa; Arthropoda; Insecta; Hemiptera; Aleyrodidae.